GCCUGUUGCCUGAGCAACCGGCUCCUUGCUUCUGCUCUGAGGAGCCAGGAACUACAACUCCCAGCCUGCCAUGGGGCGCCUCCGUCUUCUCGAGCCCAGAACCUUCCCAAGUGCAAAAAUCUUCUGCAACAAUGAAGGCUUGGGCUGAUGACCAGUGGCUGCAGAACUUUUGGAUGGUCCACAUUUCUGCAUCUUUGUGCAAAACUCACCAAAAUAAAAGCUGCACUGACAGUGGAGAAGAAAAAACAACUGUACUACGGGGAUCUGCAACACCAGAUUAUUAUUGGUCAAUCACUGCUCUCUCUCCUAAACUAAGAUGGAAUGGAUUUCUUUAAUAGGGGAGAUUGUUCCAUUCAGCAAAAGGAAGAAAGGUUGUCGUUGUGCAUACCAUGAAAGAAGCCCUGCAACUCUUUAAAAGGUAUCAUGACAGUCCAGAGGGUGGACAUCUAGGAAUAUUCAAAACCAGGAAUGCGCUGACAUCAAAAUACUAUUGGCCAGGGAUGACAGAAGACAUUGCCAAUUGGGUUGCACAGUGUCUGACUUGCCAGAAAGAGGGAAAGCAAUCAAAUCUGGAUACCACCUUGAAAAGCAUAAAGGUCACUCGGAUCUGGGAAUUGGUGGAAAUGGAUUUAAUAGGACCGUUACCAGUAACAAAGGAUGGAUACCAGUAUAUACUUACAGCCAUAGAUUAUCUUUCAAGAUGGGUGGAAGCCUUUCCACUUAGAAAUAAGUCGUCAAUUGAGGUGGUACAGAUCAUGUUCAGCAUGAUUCUUCGACGUGGAUGCCCACAGCGGAUACUGACAGAUCGUGGUGCAGAAUUCAAUAAUAAGCUUAACUUGUCUGUUUGUAAUAAAUUGGGAAUAGAAUGUAGCUUCACCAGUCCGUACCACCCACAAACUAAUGGCUUGACUGAAAACGCUAAUAAAUCCAUAAAAAGAGCACUGCGGAAGAUGGUUGAUAACAAUGGGAGUAAUUGGGAUAAAUUACUUGAACCCAUUUUGUUUUCUUUGCGAACUAAAAUACAUGCAACAACAAAAUUUUCACCUUUCCGACUAAUGUUUUGUGAUGACGCAGUGUUUCCAGAAGAUCUCUUAGAUAAUUACACGAUCCCAGAUCUGGAUAUGUUCGGGGAAGAUUUCUGCAAAGAGUACAGCAUGAAUAUGAAAUCCAGACAUGACGCUGACAUUGCGCUGGCCCUAAGUAACAUUGCUAAAGCACAAGAAAAACAACAAAGACAUUAUGCUAAAAGAAAGACUUCUAAAUAUGAGGAAAUAACAUUUGAAGUUGGGGACUCUGUUCUGUUACUGAAUGCUAGACAGAGAACAAGAAAAGAGGAGUAUUGGAAUCUAAAUAUCGGGGACCAUACAAAAUUAUGAGUGUUGAAGGUAAGAGAGUGAAAUUACAAACCGUCUCAGGGAAACAGUUAGGAACCAUGUACAGUAUUGCACACUUAAAACCAGUAAAAGAACCAAGAACAUUAGCUGCUGAAAGCACAUCAGAGGGAAAAACUGGAACUGAAAUUGGAGUUGGUGACACUGAACCAGAAACACCCACGGAAGAGAUUAGAGAAGUGGAUGGCACUGUAUCUCUUGACAGCAAAAUGGAAAACAUAGAGGUCACAGCAAUAGAAAAAGAGGAAUAUAUAGGGCAAGAUGUGUCAAACAAUGAUACAAGUGAUGCUGAUGACAGCUUUGAUGACAUGCUUACAGAGGAAGUGGAAGACAAGCAAUGGUUUCUGAAAGUAAAAUUGUUAAUGACCAGCAAACACACAGAGAGACUAGAGGCCAAAGUGAGAAACAUAAAAUUAUAUGGCUCUUCAUUUCAUUGCCUGAAACCAAGAAGCUGGAUAAGUGAUGAGGUUAUUGAUGCAUUUUUGAGCUGUGUAGUUGAGAAAGCAGAUGGAAAGGUACAAGCCAUCUCAUCAGUAGUUUCCACUGCCAUUCUCUCAGGCAGAGCUACACAAAUGAAAGUGAAGAGUGAAUUACUUCAAAAUGAUAUAUUACUGCUUCCUUACCACACACCAGGUCAUUGGGUUCUUGCGAUAGCCUUGAUGAAAAAAAAGGAAUUGUUAAUAAUUGACCCCUUGUGUGAUGAGAUCAGAUAUGAAAGAACAUGCCUGAGGAAUUGGAGAAACUUCAUCAAACGAUUAACUAGUAAAUCCUCAUCUGAUUGGAACAGUAAAAUUGUGGAGCAUCCCAGACAAAGUGAUGGUCACAACUGUGGACCACUCAUCUUAAAGUUUGCAGAAACAUAUUUGCAGCACAAAGACAUCAGUACGGUGGAAACAACACAGAAGGCUAAUACUGCGUUUAGAAGACAUAUAGCAAUUCUUCUAAUGAAGGAGUCAGAAAGCGUGGAGGACUACUGCAUAUACUGCAACCUUAUCGAUUGUGAAAAAGAAAGUGAGGAUUGCACGAUGGUCCAGUGUGAUUCUUGCAAGAGGUGGGCACAUAUACCAUGCAUUACAGAAGGAAACAAUCAAGAAAACCUGACAUAUGAGAAGAAAGAGUACAACUGCAAGACAUGUGCAUAGUUCACUUCAUUAACAAAAAGAAAAAAGGCAAUAAAGAAAACCCAUUGUUUAACUGCUUCUUGUUCAAAA
This is a messenger RNA of Gopherus evgoodei (Goodes thornscrub tortoise), 2602 nucleotides long. RefSeq names its product sentrin-specific protease 1-like. NCBI's taxonomy places the organism in Eukaryota, Metazoa, Chordata, Testudines, Testudinidae. The record is from RefSeq and is a predicted model, not a curated record. Gene Ontology annotation, biological process: proteolysis. Gene Ontology annotation, molecular function: cysteine-type peptidase activity. The transcript is spliced from 17 exons. The coding region runs from base 1373 to 2533 and encodes 386 amino acids.